Postia placenta MAD-698-R-SB12 is the source of this 156-nucleotide messenger RNA. RefSeq lists its product as hypothetical. The transcript has a single exon. Lineage: Eukaryota; Fungi; Basidiomycota; Agaricomycetes; Polyporales; Adustoporiaceae. The record is from RefSeq and is a predicted model, not a curated record. The annotation marks the transcript as partial.
GUUGACUUGUACGAUUCCGGUGCGAGUCAUCAUAUGUCACCUUACCGCCAGGACUCCCUCUCCUUUCGUGAGACCAAGCCGCAGACGUUGAAUGCCGCAAACCAGCAGCAUUUCGAGGCACUUGAGGUUGGGGACAUUAUUGUCUCCAUACCAAAC